AGACUGCAGCUUCUUUUGUUCAAAUCAAUCAAACCGGAGACGGACAGAGAGCUGCUGAAUCAGGAAAUCGCCGCUUCUGGUUGAACGAUGCCACGUAAGAAGGUGACAGAUGUCUCAGGGAACGGUGGGAUGAAAAAGAAGAGGGCCAGUGGCAAAAGGAAAGAGAGGGACUUCAGCAGCGACGACGAGUUCGACUUCGAGCAGGAGAACAACAAGAAACCUGGCAAACCCGCUGCCAAGUCCGGCCUGCAGCCCGUCACCGUCGCAGAUGAUGUCAAAGAGAAAAUAAAACUCGAUUGCCCAAAGGUAAAAGGUCAACUGCUCAUCUUUGGAGCCACCAAUUGGGAUCUGAUUGGAAGAAAGGAGGUGCCCAAGCAACAAGCUGCGUUUCGCAACCUGGGUCAGAAUCUGUGGGGUCCUCACCGCUACGGCUGCCUGAAUGAUGUCCAGGUCAGCUGCGUGGUGUCUGGUCCCUGUGCUGCCCACAGUCUCCUCAUGACCACUGAGGGCAAGCUGUGGAGCUGGGGUCGUAAUGACAAAGGUCAGCUGGGACACGGCGACACCAAGCGUCUGGAGGCUCCUAAGCUAAUCGAGGCUUUGGCAGAGCAUGUGAUUGUUUCUGCAGCCUGUGGACGCAAUCACACCCUGGCACUCACAGAGGAUGGCAGUGUCUACUCUUUUGGUGAGAACAAGUUGGGCCAGCUCGGCCAAGGCAACCAGACUGAUGCAGUCCUGAGCCCAGCACCGAUUUCCUACAACGGCCAGCCCUUGGUGAAGGUAGCCUGCGGUGCCGAGUUCAGCAUGGUUGUGGACUGCAAAGGAAACCUGUACUCCUUCGGCUGCCCCGAGUACGGACAGCUAGGUCACAACAGUGACGGGAAGUUCAUAGCUCGCGCCCAGCGCAUCGAGUUUGACUGUGAGCUCAUCCCUCGUCGUGUUGCCAUCUUCAUUGAGAAGUCUAAGGAUGGCCAGGUCAUCCCUGUGCCCAACGUGGUGGUCAGAGAUGUGGCCUGUGGCGCCAACCACACGCUGGUCCUGGACUCUCAGAAGCGAGUGUUCAGCUGGGGUUUCGGUGGUUACGGGCGUCUGGGUCACACAGAGCAGAAGGACGAGAUGGUUCCCCGACUGGUUAAACUUUUUGACUUCCCUGGACGAGGUGCCAGUAUGAUCUAUACGGGAUACCAGUGCUCAUUCGCCGUCAGUGAGAUGGGGGGCCUGUUUUUCUGGGGAGUGACAAACACUUCCAGAGAGUCAACCAUGUACCCCAAAGCUGUGCAGGAUCUGUGUGGCUGGAAGAUCCGCAGCCUGGCAUGUGGGAAGAGCAGCAUCAUCAUUGCUGCAGAUGAGAGUACGAUCAGCUGGGGCCCUUCACCCACAUUUGGAGAGCUGGGAUACGGAGACAACAAACCCAAAUCCUCCACCACCGCCCAAGAGGUUAAGACUUUGGAUGGCGUCUACGUUGAGCAGGUGGUGAUGGGCUACUCUCACUCUCUGGUAAUCGCCAGACAGGACACUCAGCAGGAAGAGGAGAAGCUGAAAAAGCUUCCCGAGUACAACCCCCGAACAAUCUGAGCGGCCCUCCAGCAGCGACACCUCAACCCGUUUCACUGGAGCAGAGACCGGCGAUGCUGAGCAGGAACACCACGCCUGUUCGGUCACUGCUGGUCACAGCGGUGUACUGGUGAGAUGGUUGAGUUCGGGGGGAGGCGCUCUCAAGUCUGCAGGAUAUCCGCACAUCUCAACUACUGGCAAACUGGCUCCACACCAAUUUGGACACUGAAAUCAGAGAAGAUGAGGCUGGAGACGGACAGAUGCUCUGGAUGGUCCAGCUCUCACAAUAAAAGGUCAAGAUAUCGUCACUUCCCACCUCGAGUGAACCUGUAGCAGUUUGCUCCCAGAACUUCACACCUAGCAGAGUCGUGCUUCCCCAAACCCCCCUUUUCCAUUUUGUAAUACAGUCAAACAUUCAUGUCUUCACAUCACGUUCUGUUGUUUUCUUCAUUGCAGUAUUUGAAAUGAUAGUUGUUUGUCACAUUUACGGGUGCUACAGCAGGACCCUCAGUCUUUUCCUACUGGGAGGUUUUCAAAGACCAACACUCCAUACCUGUGCCUUUUUCUACGUGUAUGGACGUCUUCUUUGUGUUGUUCAGAGGAUCAGUUGAUCAGUCUGAUUUUAGUUUAUUUGGCAGUGUUACUAUGUGUGUGAAUCUGCCACAGAUUACAAUCAGGAAUUGGAACAUGAUGUUCUGAGUUAGUGCACUCCACUCAAGGUUACAUUCCUUUUGUUAUUGUUCAGUGUUUGCAUCGAGGAUGCACACCUCAGUCCUUCCAAGACCACAGUGUCUGCUAGCUCUUACCUUUGCUAAUUUGAUUAAUUCCGACUAUUCCAACGCUCAAAGCGGUUUCACAAGCAGUUCAGAACUUCUAGAACCAACAAUACACUGUCCGGCACUGGCUCGGUGCGUCAAAGUGUGUCGGAAACCAAGACGUGUUCUUGUUUUUCAAAAACAGCGAGGUGUUUUCCACUUAUCUGUACUGCAUUCUUUUUUUAUGGUGAAAUUUCUCUGGGUUACAUUGUUUUAUCAUAGAAAUGGUUAAAUAAAGAUUCAUGUAAAUUGA
Molecule: messenger RNA, 2619 nt
Organism: Stegastes partitus (bicolor damselfish)
Lineage: Eukaryota; Metazoa; Chordata; Actinopteri; Pomacentridae
Gene: rcc2
Product: regulator of chromosome condensation 2
Exons: 13
Coding region: 88-1572 (494 amino acids)
Biological process (GO): negative regulation of GTPase activity
Cellular component (GO): membrane
Molecular function (GO): small GTPase binding
Source: RefSeq, a predicted model, not a curated record